UGUCCGGACCCUUUUUUUUCUCGUAUCGGCAGCCGAAUCAGAAAAAACCGAAACAGGCUUCCGCUCUGGAAGAGAAGAUCUCGCUCUCUGUCUCAGCGUCUCUGCAAAAUCCUUCGUUUCUCCCUUCCAGUAGAAAUUCAAGCCGCUCAAAUUCAAAAUUCUAGGGCUGGAUUUUUUGAGGUCGAGAUUGCUGGGAUAAUCAAAGAAACAUGAUGAUACAAGAUCUCGGCAUCGAAGCCAAAGAGGCCGCCGUUCGGGAGGUGGCUAAGCUGUUGCCGCUUCCGGAGCUCCUCGCGUCGAUAGCUUCGAUCAAAUCCGACUACGUUCAACGUCAGCAGGCAAAUGAUGCACAACUCAGUACAAUGGUUGCAGAACAGGUUGAACAGGCACAAGCUGGAUUAGAAGCCCUAUCAUCAUCUCAGAAGAAAAUUAACCAGCUCCGAGAAAACUUUGUGUCCAUUGAAAAGUUGUGUCAAGAAUGUCAAACACUGAUUGAAAAUCAUGAUCAGAUAAAACUUCUCAGUAAUGCUAGAAACAACCUGAACACAACCCUAAAGGAUGUGGAGGGAAUGAUGUCCAUUUCUGUUGAAGCUGCUGAAGCACGGGAUUCUUUGACUGAUGAUAAAGAACUGAUUCACACAUUUGAGAGGUUAACAGCACUUGAUGGUAAAAGGAGGUUUGCAUUAGCUGCUGCAGCAUCUCACAAGGAUGAGGCUGGCAGGCUAAGAGAAUACUUUGAAGAUGUUGAUCGGACAUGGGAGACAUUUGAGAAGAUAUUAUGGGGACAUAUUUCCAGCUUCUUUAAUCUUGCUAAAGAAAGCCCGCAGACAUUGGUCCGCACUCUAAGGAUAGUUGAAAUGCAGGAACUCAUUGAUCAACAGCUGGCUGAGGAAGCAGCUGAGGCAGAGGGUGGUGGUGCCAUGGCAUCAAUCAAGAAUAAUCGUAGAUCUGCCAAAAAGUCUACAACUGCAACAGCUGCUCCUAGAAACUUAAUGCAAGAGAAGUCGAAGAGUCAGGGUAAAGGCUACAAAGAUAAAUGCUAUGAACAAAUCAGGAAAACUGUUGAAGGACGGUUUGACAAGUUAUUAUCUGAGCUUGUUUUUGAGGAUCUAACAGCUGCUUUAGAGGAAGCUCGAAUGAUUGGUGAGGAGCUUGGAGACAUUUAUGACUAUGUGGCCCCUUGUUUUCCACCAAGAUAUGAAAUUUUCCAACUAAUGGUUAAUCUCUACACGGAGAGGUUUAUUCAGAUGCUUAGACUGCUCAGUGAGAGGGAUAUGCUAUCAAAUAUAGAAAUUUUAAAGGUAACUGGUUGGGUACUUGAAUACCAAAAAAAUCUGAUUGAGCUUGGUGUUGAUGAGUCUUUAGCUCAAGUUUGUUCAGAAAGUGGUGCAAUGGAUCCUCUUAUGGAUGCAUAUGUUGAUCGGAUGCAAGCUACAACAAGGAAAUGGUACAGGAAUAUUCUAGAGGCUGAUAAGGUAGACGCACCAAAGAGAACAGAUGAUGGGAAGCUAUACACACCAGCUGCUGUUGAUUUAUUUAGGAUUUUGGGGGAGCAAGUACAAAUUGUUCGGGAUAAUAGCACAGAUGUCAUGCUAUUUCGAAUUGCUCUUGCUAUAAUUCAGGUAAUGAUAGAUUUUCAAGCAGCUGAAAGGCAGAGACUUGAGGAACCAGCUUCUGACAUAGGUUUAGAGCCUUUGUGUGCAAUGAUCAACAACAAUCUGCGCUGCUAUGAUCUUGCAUUGGAACUCAGUAACAGCACCAUGGAGGCUCUUCCACCUAACUAUGCCGAGCAGGUUAAUUUUGAGGAUACUUGCAAAGGCUUCCAUGAAGUUGCAAAGGAAGCUGUGCACCAAACUGUUAAUGUUAUCUUUGAAGAUCCUGGAGUGCAGGAGUUACUUGCUAAACUUUACCAAAAAGAAUGGUCUGAAGGAUUGGUUACAGAGUAUCUAGUGGCAACAUUUGGUGAUUAUUUCACAGAUGUGAAGAUGUACAUCGAAGACAGAUCAUUCAGGAGGUUUGUUGAAGCUUGCUUAGAGGAAACAGUGGUCAUUUAUGUGGAUCACCUCCUUACACAGAGGAACUACAUCAAGGAAGAAACAAUUGAGCGGAUGAGGCUGGAUGAAGAAGUCAUUGUGGACUUCUUUAGGGAGUAUAUCAAUGUAACGAAAGUUGAAAAUAGAGUGAGGGUUCUGAGUGAUCUAAGGGAGCUUGCUUCGGCUGAGAGUCUGGACACUUUCACUCUUGUCUAUACCAACAUCCUCGAACUUCACCCUGACUGCCCGCCUGAUGUCGUGGAGAAAAUUGUGGGAUUGCGAGAAGGAAUUCCACGGAAGGAUGCCAAGGAGGUUGUACAGGAGUGCAGAGAAAUAUUCGAGAACUCCCUUGUGGAUGGCAACCCCUCAAAGGCAGGAUUCGUCUUUGGAAAGUUGAAAUGCCUCUCAUCUUCCAAAGGCUAUCUAUGGAGGAAGCUUGCUUAAAAACAAUUGCAUGUAGUCUUUUCAUUGAAAACGUUGAGAAACUUGGCUGUUUGCUCUUAUCAGUCAAACUCUGGACAAUCAGAAGUUGGGAAGUCACCGAGCUUGAUUUUUCCACUGUUAUUAAUAUUAUUUUUUAAAAUUUUUUGUUUUGUUCAUAUAAAUAUUUCACUUCUUUUCAGAUAAUUCGUUGUUCUUCUA
Messenger RNA from Magnolia sinica, 2675 nucleotides. Its product is annotated as exocyst complex component SEC6-like. Lineage: Eukaryota; Viridiplantae; Streptophyta; Magnoliopsida; Magnoliales; Magnoliaceae. The record is from RefSeq and is a predicted model, not a curated record. The transcript has 26 exons. Gene Ontology annotation, biological process: exocyst localization; exocytosis. Bases 210 to 2477 code for a protein of 755 amino acids. Gene Ontology annotation, molecular function: SNARE binding. Gene Ontology annotation, cellular component: exocyst.